GGCACUCUGUCCUUUUCCGGUUGGGACGGCGUGGCAAGCAGGAGUGCAGCCACCUUCUUCUCUCCUUUUCUCUUUUUCUCUUUGUCCUCUGUGAAAAUGGAUCCUAAAGCCCUGCAGGAAGAGCUACGUCUGUUCCAGAGCACUCUGCUCCAGGAUGGGUUGAAAGAGCUCCUGAACGAGAACAAGUUUGUGGACUGCACUCUGAAGGUAGGCGACCUCUGCUUCCCAUGCCACCGCCUCAUUCUGGCCGCAUGCAGCCCGUAUUUCAGGGAUAUCUUCUUCACUGAGGACGGCAAGGUCAAAGAAGACCUUAAAGAAGUGGCCUUGGAUGACGCGGACCCAAUCAUUCUGGACAUGAUCAUCAAGUACCUUUACUCGGCCGAGAUUGAUCUCACAGACGGAAACGUUCAGGAGAUUUUCGCGUUAGCUAACCGUUUCCAGAUCCCGUCCGUGUUUACUGUGUGUGUAAACUACCUCCAGAAGAAGCUCUCCCUUGCUAACUGCCUCGCCAUCUUCAGACUCGGACUCGUCCUUAAUGUACCUAGGCUAGCCAUAGCUGCCCGUGACUACAGUGCUGACCGCUUCGAGAUCCUGGUCAAGGAGGAGGAGUUCCUUCAGCUGGCACCACAUGAGCUCUACGCCUUGAUUGGUGCAGACGUCCUAAAUGUGGAGAAAGAAGAAACAGUGUUCGAGGCACUAAUGAAAUGGGUUCGCAGUGACAAGGAGAAGCGAACUAAGGCCCUUGGGGAUGCCUUCGAGUGUAUCCGUUUCCGUCUGCUGCCUGAAAAGUACUUUAAGGAGAAGGUGGAAACCGAUGACAUCAUUAAAGCUGAUCCUGAGCUCCAGAAAAAACUGCAGAUCAUCCGAGAUGCCUUCAAAGGAAAACUGCCCCAGGGAAAAAAGAAAGAGAAGAAGGAAGGUGAAGAGGAGGAUGAAGAGGAGCUCCUGCCAGGUUACCUAAAUGACAAUAAGAGGUUGGGGAUGUACGGACGCAAUCUUAUCCUCAUGGUCAAUGAUACAGCGGCGGUAGCAUACGAUGUUGCAGAGAAUGAGUGCUUCCUCGCUGCUAUGGCUGAGCAAGUGCCAAAGAACCAUGUGAGCAUUUGCACCAAGAAAAACGAGCUCUACGUCAUCGGCGGCCUGUUUGUAGAUGAGGACAACAAAGAGAAUCCUCUUCAGUGCUACUGCUAUCAGAUGGAUGCGCUCGCGGCUGAUUGGAUUGCGCUGCCCCCAAUGCCGAGUCCCCGCUGUCUCUUCGGCUUAGGGGAAAGCGGGAAUUUGAUUUUUGCUGUCGCUGGAAAAGAUCUGCAGACCAACGAGUCACUCGACUCAGUAAUGUGUUACGACACCGAGAAGAUGAAAUGGAGCGAGACGAAGAAACUUCCUCUGCGCAUUCACGGACACUCAGUGGUCUCUCACAAUGGCUUGGUCUACUGCAUCGGGGGCAAAACAGACGACAAUAAAACUAUAAACAAGGUGUUUGUGUAUAACCACAAGCAGUCUGAGUGGAGGGAGCUUGCCGGCAUGAAGACCCCCAGAGCCAUGUUCGGUGCUGUGAUGCACAAUGGCAAGUUAAUCGUCACUGGAGGAGUUACCGAGGAUGGACUGACCUCCACCUCUGAGAUCUACGACUUCACCACUAACAAGUGGGACACAUUUACUGAGUUCCCACAGGAGCGCACCUCUGUGAACCUUAUGAGCAGCAGCGGGAAUCUCUACGCCGUUGGAGGCUUCGCCAUCGUAGAGCUGGAGAACAAAGAAGUUGGACCAUCUGAGAUCACUGAUGUUUGGCAAUACGAGGAGGACAAGAAGCAGUGGAGUGGCAUGUUAAGAGAGAUGCGCUAUGCAUCCGGAGCCUCCUGCAUGGCGAUGCGCCUCAAUGCUGCCAGGAUGCCCAAACUCUAAACACAACCUCUUUUAAGUAUCGCUUCCUGUAGAUGUGCUCUUUCUAAGAUUACUUAAGAAGAAGAAACUGUUUGGUAACGAAUGGGUGUGUUUCUGUAUGUGUAUGUUUGACCAUAGCUUUGUCUUUAAUCGCACACUUUUCCUGUGAGUCUUGUGAAGAAUCUCAGUGAGAUGUAUUACACUAUUACUACCUGGAUGAUUAAGCAAGGACUGUUGGAAAAUUUUCAUUACAUCCUGCAUUAAGUAAGGGUUCGAGCCUUUAGAAUCGAUUUCAGUUUAUAACGUUCAACACGGCAGUGUGUUAAAGCGGCCAUUCUGGAGUGUUAAAUGGGCAGUUGUAGCCAUAAAGGCUUUUCCAACAUGAUAACGUGAUAUUAGUGUGUUUGACAUGCAACUGCUCUACAAACACCCAGGCACUAGGUAGUCAGAUAUUGUACAUAUAGUGUAAGUGUCCAUAGUGUGCAAUUUGAGACAAGCCCAUACCUGAAAUAAGGAUAAACAUAGUAUAUUCAGCUGUAUAAUGUUUCAUUACUCCACUCAGAUCUUAAGCCUUUUUUUUCUUAAUAAUACCAAAUAAUAUAAACAACAGAUGUGGCCAUGUUCUACAGCUUUUUGUUGUUGUCGUUGUUCUUUUUUUUGUAAAUUAAACAAUUAAACAUUUUUAAAACACA
This is a messenger RNA of Clarias gariepinus (North African catfish), 2576 nucleotides long. It is a transcript of the gene klhl41b, whose product is annotated as kelch-like family member 41b. The record is from RefSeq and is a predicted model, not a curated record. The transcript is spliced from 6 exons. The coding region runs from base 97 to 1905 and encodes 602 amino acids. Gene Ontology annotation, molecular function: protein binding. Lineage: Eukaryota; Metazoa; Chordata; Actinopteri; Siluriformes; Clariidae.